GGGAUUUCAAACACCGACCUGUCGCCUCAGUCCUGCAUGUGAGAGCACGGCAGCAGCUGGCAAAAUAUCACCGGAAAUCCAAUAAUUUUACCUUCAAAAUAUAAGCGGGUCACGCCCCAAAGAGCAAGCAGCGUUAACCGGAAGCGGCGGUGUGUGCUGCGGCAGCUUGACCAGACCCGCACACGGACGGGACGAUGGCGCUGCCGGUGCUGCUGCUGCUGGAGCUGGCUCUGUACGCCAGCUGCUUCAUCUGCGGGAUAGUGACCGCCGCCUCCGUCACCAUCGUCCAGGGUAACUUUGGAGGCCUGUGCAUGCUGUACGGACGCACCAGCUACAAUGCAACAGCCAACGUCAUCGUCAUCCAGUCGUCCAGCUCUGCGUCUCUCUGCUACUUCAUAUCGGCCAUAUCCAUCAUGGUGGCGGUGGUGUGUUUCUCACUGUCUCUCUACUGGCUGUACUGUGUCUGCAUCGAGGGAGAGAUGAAAAGAGAGCGCUUGUGGAUGAACCUGAUCAUGUUCGUGUGCGGCAUCUUCCUGUUCUUCCUGCUCAUCUCGGGCUGCAUGCUGAAGAUCGGACGCGACUCGCUCUGCGACUCGAUCAUACACACCGUCCACAACGUCACCAGCUGUGAGCAAGCGCAGGCUAGAAACUGGUCCGCCCCGCUGCAUGGGCAGAACUUCUACAACAAUCUACACAAAGCUGAGACGGCGGUGUGGGUCAACUUCUUCUUCUGGCUCUUCAUCGGGGUGUUGAUGGUCGUGCAUAGACGUCAGAGUUCAGAGUCGAAGGUGAUCGCCGGCGGCUUCCCUGCGCCGGGCGGAGGGCUUUUUGGUGAAUCGGAUGGGACGGCUGCAGAAAGGGAGCCGUUUGUCAACCAUCCCGCGAGGCCUCAGUGAGGACGGAGGUCAGCACGAAGUCAUAAAUCCACAGACAGUCAUGAAAAGAUACUAUGGGAUGGUUGGAAAACGGUAAAUGCAUUCAUAGCAUAUACUCUCAUGUAUUCAAGCUUCAGGUGUUACCGUACAUGGACCGAGUCGAGUUUGUGAAUAAAUCUUUGUUAGAGGGUCCUAAAGUUGACAAUAGAUAUUAUCUCCCGAUGAGGAUGGGAUUUGAACCCAUGCGUGCUGAGCACAAUGGAUUAGCAGUCCAUCGCCUUAACCACUCGGCCACCUCAUCCGGAAACAGCAUAUCAAUAAAUCCGUAUCUGUGCAGAACCUCUAUUGAUUCUGAGAGUAUAUCUGAAGCCAGAAACAAGCACACAGUCCAAAGAUUAAGUGUCGACACGUCCAUUUGCCACAUCUGAUUUUUCUUUUUCUUCCAGUGCUUGUCUGUGAAUUUGUUCACUCGGAGUGUUUCUGGUAAUAUUUUGUUUACACACCCAACAGGCAUUUUUUUUUUUUUUAUAUCUAUUACUCAGAUGUUUUGAUGACUGGUCUUUCCAACUUGAAGCUCUUUUUUAUUUUAUAAAUCAUUAACAUUAUUAUUUUAAAUUGUAAAACUCUACACAAGCCGCAGCAGGUCAACGUCGAAUGUCUGUAUUUUUAAAACCACUCUAUGUUGCAGUACCACUUCUGGCCACACGGGGGCAGAGUUCUUCUCACAUGCGGUCAGAAGUGGUAUUUCUACAUAGAGCAGCUUUAAACCUCCUGGAAAGAUGGAGUCUUCUUCUCUGUGCCACUGAAACUAAUUUAUUUAGUCUUAAACUGCUGAAGUGAUCAACAUCUCCAAACGUCAACACUUGUGACAGCUCAAACUAAAGCAGUGUAGGAAUUUACAAACCCUUGGUUUUUCUUCCUUAUUCCUAAACCUUACUCUUAUGUUUUGUCACCUGGUUCAUACCUGCCAACACUCCCGAUUUAAGCGGGAGUCUCCCGAUUUUCAACCAUUUCUCCCGCCCUGCUCCCGAUUUGUAAUUUCUCCCGCUUAUCUCCCGAUUUUAAAGUGGAAUGAGUCAAUGGUGUUUCACGUGUCGGGGUUCCUGCAUGGAUGUAUUAUAUUAACGGCUUCCUGACAAACCUGGCAACCCAACCCAAAAGCACUGCCUACGUCCAAGCUCCGCCCCAUGGAGCCGCCAAUACGUCAACGUCGCCGCCAUAUUGGAUGUGGCAAGACUGCGCUGUAAACUAAUACAAGUGAAUGGACUUAUUUUCAUAAAGCGCCUUUCUAGAAAGAAAUUUACGUUUUACGUCUCAUUUAUUCAUUCACACACGCACUAAUAUACUUGGGAAACAGUUAGGCACCAAAUAUAAUAUGUUUAAUUUUCUCAGAUGGCAAAAAUAAGAACUUUAUCGAUCCCACAGUAAUUCAUGUUAUAUCAGCUAUAGAGAACAAGGUAGUGCCGAAAAACAAUAUAUCCCCCGUCACAAAAACAAGAAAAAUAGAGAAACAUAUUCUCUCAUCAGCAAAGCAUUACAUAAACAUAUUUUAAAAUUUUCAAGUUACAAAAUAACAUAUUUGAACCAUUUUUCAGAUUUUUUCAGUUAUUUUAUUGUUUGGAAAAUGGUUAAAAUAUGUUAUUUUGUUAUUUGAAAAUUUGAAAAUUUGUUUUGUUUGAGAAAAUGCUUUGAAAAAAAGCUGAGGGAAGAGUUGGUGGAGUAUCAAGUCAUAGCAAGCAGGGAUCUCCCACAGGAAGAGAGAGUUGAAGGUUCUGGGUUCUUCUAGGGAAAGAGGAGAGCUUUACAAAUCUGGCAUCACUGAUGAAGGCAAAGCUCUGCAUCCCUCAUAACAAUGAAGCUCAGAGAGGUCAUUCGGCAUGGUGAAAAAGAUCCUCACAGAAAACACGAUGAGUAUGGAUAAUUCUACUCUUUGCGCACUCCUUUCUUGCUAGAUUAACCAUACCAGCCCUGGUCACAAGUAUGUUCCUCCAAGAAAGUGAUUGAAGCUGCAAAGUCUGACAUCUACAAUUACAACAGGUCCUUGGGGGACAAAGGGAACCUGGAAAAUUCUACAAAUAUUGUAUUUUAUUGUUAUUAAUACUAAACUUAUUUGGCUCCAAGAAGGCUGUAGAAUUAUUUUGGGGGGUACAUUUUAGCACAUUUCAUUGUAGCUAUGGAUUUAAAUCUCAUUAAAAGUUGCCUUGUUUAUAUCAGGGCGGGGAUGUUGUGAGUGGAGCAUUCCAACCGCUACCCCAGAAAAUCUCCCUCUUUUUCACAGCCCAAUGUUGGCAGGUAUGCUGGUUGUGUGUUUGUAAUAAUUGCAGAAUUAUCAUAAGAAGAAAAUGCUAAAUAUAAAAAUGUGAACCGUUUGGAUUGUGAUGAUGCUACUAGAUGCGUUUGUCUGGAUUAAAAGUGGAAAUACAAUGACCCCAAAUUUGUUCCUUGUUUAUAUUUGUAGGGACUGGAAACAUAGAUGUGUUGAACAAUGUCGCCCUCUAGCGGUUGAUGAUGAAUUGAACUCUUUCUAUUUGUAGUAUUGUGCUUUGUAAUGUCUUACACAGGUGUUUUGAAAGUUUUGUUUGAGAUGUGAUACUCCUUACAUCGAGUGCCAUGUUGCUUUGUUAUGAUUUUAUUCUGUAAGUGUUGAUUUUAAUAAAGUUGUGGUGCAUACAA
This is a messenger RNA of Cololabis saira (Pacific saury), 3548 nucleotides long. It is a transcript of the gene tmem179ba, whose product is annotated as transmembrane protein 179Ba. The record is from RefSeq and is a predicted model, not a curated record. Lineage: Eukaryota; Metazoa; Chordata; Actinopteri; Beloniformes; Belonidae. The transcript is spliced from 6 exons. Bases 195 to 896 code for a protein of 233 amino acids.